AUGGGACCUCCCGUUACCAGAUCACGUACACAAUCUUCGGAUUCUAGGGCUGCAUCCCCUACACCUAUGGAAGAUUGUUGCAGCUUUUCGCGAAGAGUCACAUCUUCUUUAGCUGAACUCUCCGAUGACGCAACGGUGCAUGGACGUGAUGCCAAAGAACUUCGCGAUGUCACUGCGCAAGCAGUUUCAGAAGCAUGGAAAGAUUCUCGAUCCGCCACCGCAGCAUUAGCCAGGCAAGUUAAUGAUUCUAAUAAUUCGUUACUUCAGGAAUUCAUGGGACCUCCCGUUACCAGAUCAUGUACACAAUCUUCGGAUUCUAGGGCUGCAGCCCCGACACCUAUGGAAGAUUCUUGCAGCUUUUCGCGAAGAGUCACAUCUUCUUUAGCUGAACUCUCCGAUGACGCAACGGUGCAUGGACGUGAUGCCAAAGAACUUCGCAAUGUCGCUGCGCAAGCCAUUUCAGGAGCAUGGAAGGAUUCGCGAUCCGCCACCGCAGCAUUAGCCAGGCAAGUUGACUCUAAUAAUUCGUUACUUCAGAAUCUUAAUGAGUCCUUCACCGCCGUUGGUCAAAGAAUCGAUGCAAUGCCUCAGGUUUCUUCUUUCAGCCCUGAAGGGCCGAUACCUAAAUUAUCUUAUUUCACAGGAUCGGACGGUGAUCCCACACCGUUUUCCGUGUGGCUUCGUCGCUUCGAAGACAUAUUGGACAUGCGACUCACUCCUCUUCCUCCAAAACUUAAGGCUAAAUACUUAAUUGGUAAUUUAGACGGAGCAGCGCGUGAGAAAGUCGAUGAGCUUUCUUCUGAAGAACUUAGAGCAGCUACACCUGGACAGGACCCAGCGGCACAAAAACAAAGAACACUUGAAGAAUUUAUAGCUUGUCUAAGACCCCAAAUUCGUUAUGAGGUAGAACCCUUCUACUUUGCGCCAGGCCAUUUAAAGAGCUCGGAUGGUCGAACAACUUGA
Strongylus vulgaris is the source of this 963-nucleotide messenger RNA. Lineage: Eukaryota; Metazoa; Nematoda; Chromadorea; Rhabditida; Strongylidae. The record is from the annotation of a GenBank genome assembly.